This is a messenger RNA of Papilio xuthus (Asian swallowtail), 13707 nucleotides long. RefSeq names its product PHD finger protein rhinoceros (gene rno). Gene Ontology annotation, biological process: regulation of transcription by RNA polymerase II. Lineage: Eukaryota; Metazoa; Arthropoda; Insecta; Lepidoptera; Papilionidae. The record is from RefSeq and is a predicted model, not a curated record. Bases 412 to 8388 code for a protein of 2658 amino acids. The transcript is spliced from 6 exons.
UCGCAGUUCAUGUAAAAUUUGCUUGAUAAAUUUUUCGUUUCGGUGACAAUAUGUGAUUGUGUUUGUUCUAAUAUCAGCGUAAACGCAUUGAAAACUCUGUCUCAAUGAAUGUGUUAUGCGAUAAGUUCCUUAUUAAACUAAUGACAUUUUAUGAACUCGAUGUGCUUUUGGCCAUUUUACUUGGCUUGCGUUGGUGAUUCGUAUAUAGUCACGUGACCAAGUGGAUUUUGGAUCAAUGGCGCCAAAUGUCUAUUGCAGAAAAUGUUGCACCAGUUACUAUUAUGUGGAUACAAUCUAAAGUAUCAUCAUGUAGUAGAAGAUGUGACAUUUUACACAAUGUUACUACCACGUUCUAAGUGUAAAGCUUUAAGAGUAUCGUGAACAUGUAGGUUAAGAUAAAGACUAAUUGAGAUGUCGUUACGAGGCACAAAGAGGGGAAGUGGUGUGCGCAGUGAGGACACGGGCAAGUGUAAACGUCGUAGAACAGAACCCGAAGACGCUCUGUGGCAACUACCACCUGUCAGUGACCUCAAGAUGUCAUCUAUAUACAACAGAAGUGCUUCUGAAGCACCAGCUGAACUAUUCAGAAAAGAUCUCAUCAGCGCUAUGAAAUUACCGGAUUCGGAACCAUUAACACCGAGUGAAUACUGGGUUAUCACCGAUACCUGGAAACAGGAUUGGGAAAGAGGGGUACAAGUGCCCGUCAACCCAGAUUCACUCCCAGCACCGAAGGUCAAAAUCAUCGAAAAUCCUUUGCCUUCAAAUUUUGAAGAAUUCAAACUACCAAAGGACAAAUAUAUCCAUUUGUCCCGGGAUGCACACUACCAGGCAGACAAGCAUCACCUUAGUGCAACACCAGCUCUUGCCGAAGCCGCGUGCAGUUACGACCUCGACGCAACCGACACGGCGUGGCUCAAGUUGCUGAACGCAGAGCGGGCGAGAGCUGGCGCCUCUGCUGUUACCGAAGACCAAUUAGAAAAGGUCAUUGAAGACUUAGAGGUCCGGACGUGGGAUAAAAUUCAAGCCAUCAUGAAGUCAGAAGAAGGUUUGGGCAUCGAGUACGACGAGAACGUAAUCUGCGACGUCUGUCGGUCGCCUGAUUCGGAGGAUGGAAAUGAGAUGGUAUUCUGCGACUCAUGUAACAUUUGUGUUCACCAGGCGUGUUAUGGCAUUACUGUCAUCCCAGAUGGUACGUAUGGUCAUGGUCAAUGGCUGUGCAGACCGUGCGGAGCGGGCGUAAGGCCUACUUGCGCCUUAUGCCCGAAUCUUGGCGGCGCCAUGAAGUGCACUCCAAAUGGUCAUAAGUGGGCCCACGUAAGCUGUGUUCUUUGGAUACCCGAAGUAUCCAUUGGUUGCGCGGAGAAAAUGGAACCUAUUACGAAAAUAUCAUCAAUACCCCCGUCGCGCUGGUCAUUAGUAUGUGUUUUGUGCCGCGAGCGUAAAGGCGCCUGCAUACAAUGCUCAGUCAAAACAUGUAAAACCGCGUAUCAUGUGACGUGCGCAUUCAAACAUGGUUUAGAAAUGCGCGCAAUUAUUGAAGACGAAAAUGCCGAUGAUGGUGUUAAAUUACGAUCCUAUUGUCAAAAGCAUAGCGUCAAUUCCAAGAAAGAAAAGUGUCCUGGGUCUGGUUCAGAGGAAGAGGAGGUAAAAAGGAAACGCCGUAAAGACAUGACGUCAGAAGAAAAAACUCAGGCAAGAGCAGCACGUCUCCAAGAAAUAGAAAGAGAAUUUGACCGUCACGUCAGUGUUAAAGAUAUAAGCUCUCAUCUGCUUGAUGUGGAUCAAGAUGCUAUUAAUUACAUUUACAACUACUGGAAACUUAAAAGACGAGCUGGUCAUAAUCGGCCACUGCUACCACCUAAAUCAGACGAUAGUGAGCUGUUGACUCACAGGCAAGAGCAAGCUGAUCUUGACAAAAUGAAAAUGUUUGUACAACUUAGACAAGAUUUGGAAAGAGUACGUAAUCUUUGUUACAUGGUGAGCAGGAGAGAAAAACUAUCACGAUCGUUCUUUCGAAUGCGGGAGCAAACAUUUCAUAAACAAGUAGCUGUUUUAUCAUCUGAGCCAGGAUUAUCAGGAAUUGAUUUGACUGCUAUUCUUGAAGCUAAUCAUGGACCAACGAUUUACGACAGAUUAUAUUCUCAUCCAAAUGCACCAGACCACAAAAAUGAUUUUGAUGAACUUUUGGCUCGGAUUGCACCUCAAGACUCAAGUGAUGAAAAGAAGAAGGAUCGAAAUGGUCUGGUUAAGGGUCAAAAGUCAUCUAAUCCAUAUAAGAGGCAUUACGUCAAUGGAUCUCGACGGAAUGAAAGUACGUAUAGUGGUUUAUCUAGUGGAGAUAGUUCAGCGGAAAAUAACCGUUCUACAAAAAAUCGUGGACGAGCUAUUGCCUCUAGUACAGAUGAAGAUGUUAAAAAACCUAGUUGCUCCCCUAAGAAAAAGAUUUCACCCAAAGGCAAGGGUAAAAGAUCACCGAAAAAACCGGAAAGAAAGAAGAAGAAAAUACCACAAUCCAAACCAGUGGUUGAAAGUAGCAGUGAAGAUGAAUCUUAUAAAAUGAGCGUGAAAAAAGACAAGUCACGAAGCAAAACUCUACAGCAAAUGGAGAAAGAAAUGGAUGCUGGAAAAAGUGGACUGUCGGGUACUGAUAGUGGUGACUUAAUGCCAAUGAGAUCUACACGAAAUAGUAAAUUUCCCAUCGAUAUUUAUUCUGAAACCAGUGAUGAUACAGAUUCUGAAAAAACUGAUCAUAAAUCAGCUAAACGCGACAAAGGAAAGUCCAUUCGGAGUCGAUCUGAAGGUUCACCUAGCGGUAUUGACUCACAGCUGGGCUUGCCUAGGACAAAAGCAGCUAUGAAAGAGUUUGUCUCCGCACACCCUGAAAAGAAAUCAUUAACAGAAGACAAACCAGCUCCAAAGAAACGAGGUCGAAAACCAUCUAAUAAAGAAAAGAAGCCGCCUACGCCUGUUAAAACUCAUGAGUCAGAUGAUGAAGCUAGAAAUAAAGAAAACAUCAAGCUAUCUAAGCAGAAAGAUCCAUCUGAUUUAAUAGUACCACAAAGACAAGCUGCUAAAAAGGCUUCAGAAAAUAUGCGUUCCACCACUGCCGCAAAAAGAGAUGAAUCAAGUACAGACAAACAAGCCAGUGGCGAUGAAUCACGAUCUAAAUCGAAGUCCAAAACAAAAGGUAAAGAUGGCAAAGAUAAUGCAGCUAAAAGCAGUAGUAAAAAGUCAUCGAAAGAUAUUGAAAAGGAGCCCAUUGCAUAUGUGCCACAAAGACAAGCAGCUAAAAAAGCGGCUGCCCAUAUUAAGAGUGGCCUAGGCAGUAAGUUGCCUGUUAUUGAUCCGUCAGAUUCAGACAAAAGAAGGGAUAACGAUAAAUCUGAUAUAACAAAGUCUUCACCUAAGAAGAAUGAGGCAAAAAGUUCAAAAGCACCUGUAAAUGAUACUUCAAGUUCCUCUUCAAAUACUAGCAGCAGUAGUUACUCUUCAUCCUCAAGCUCAGAAGAAGAACAAGAAAAACCAACUAUGAAACCCUCAGCAAAGGCGCGGGAAAUAAAACCGAUUUCUAGACCACCGUCUAUGUUUUCUCCCCCUGGCUCUAGACCAACAGUGGACUUGCCCUUUCUCGACAAGGUGUCAAGACCAUUGUCUUCAACCAGUGCCUCGAGUGAUUCUGACAGCACUAAAGAAUCCAGAUUUUCUGGCUCUGAAAGCCCAUCUCCGAAAAGACCGCGACGUCCCAGAAGGGGGAAAAGUUUCUCAAACGAUGCUAACCCACGCAAGGCCCCCAACAAGAAGCUUAAAACUUCAGAACGGGGGUCCGAGUGUAGGUUAUCAUCGCCAUCUAUUGAAAGAGAGAAAUCGGUUAGACUCGAUGAUGCGCGUGCCUCCGCACGUUCUCGGACCCGAAGCGUUACUACAAGCGGAAAUAUGUCUAAUAAGUGUGACGCCAGACAGAGAAAACCAUCUAAAGACGCCAUCCCCCUUGCCUCUGGAUCAAAUCAAACUCCCGAAGAGAGCUGCAAGUCCCGUAAACUUUCAGCUACGGAGCGGCAAGAGGACGAGAAGAUAAAGGAUGAAAUAAAACAAGAAACAUAUGUUACCAAUGAGUUGAUGAAAAAUGAUGUUAAAGCUACAGGUAGGGACAUUACUCGGCGUAGCAUUUCGAUAGAAGAAAAACAAAAACUAAUACCAAUUGAUACUGAAAGCUCUAAAAUGACUAAAAGUAGUCCAAGAAAAAGCAUUGAUGCUAAGCAAAAAACCAUAAUCAACAGACGCAUGAGUGUUAAAUCUUAUCCAUUUAAAGAUACUGCCAUCAGACCACAGGGUCCCUGUGAAACUAUUACAAAGCCGAUUAGACGAGCAUCUCAAAAUUAUGCUCACUCUGAUCAUUCUCCAUUCUUAGUGAACAAAAAUGUAGAUGUUGAACUACCAACAUUUAUAGAAAGCAUAGAAAAGAAAAUACCAUCCACUGUAACUGAUGAAUUUGCCAGUAAUGAUAAACAUUGGUUACCAAAAGCUACAAGUCCUCACAUUCAUCCACCGCCUGUAGAAAAACCUGGAGGCCAUGAAAAAUACAUGACGGAAGAUAAAUCAUUUGACUCUGAUUGUACUGACAAGAGUAGUAUUAAAAUGAUUGCUAAGAUCCAAGCCAAUCUCAAUGAAAAUACUAUGAUUAAAUCUCCAAAAACGCCUAUGGAUGCGAGAACCAUAAUGUUAGACCCGAUGGAAGAAAAUUCCUUAUCGAGAAAUCUGCGUAGACGUUCUGGUGUUGAUCCAGAAAAGAAAUUUAUUAUUCAAGAUGUUAGCCAUGUACAAGGAGUGGAAAUUUCAAAAAGUGCUAAAAUACCCUCAACUGCAAAUCCAUUCCAAAAUAGAUCAAUGUUUUCGCCGCAAACUAAAGAUACUGAGCUUUUUGAAUUUGACAUAUUGGAUGAUGAAGGUUUUAACCAUGAAGAUAUUAUGAAGCCAUUUACUACCUACCCGGAGUUUCUUUUUAAGGAAGAUUCCAAGGAACAAGGUGUUCAAGAAACGCUUAACCUUGUUGAUCGUCUUCGAAUGCAGCUUAGUACCAAAAAAGCUGCCCCUGAGAAUGUACCACAGGAGGAAGGCAUGAAUAUUAAUGAAGAUAAAGAAGCUAUAGGUGAAGGAGAAAACAGAACUGCAGUAGACACAGAUAAAGAACAGGAACAAAUGAUUUUAAAACAAACUACGCCUACUGAGCUUCAUGAUUUAAGAUCUCCUAUUAACGAAAUACAACAUCUAAAUCAUAAACAAUGUUCAUCAACAGAUGACGUGGGGUCGCAAGAUGACAUUGUUGAAAUAGUCGAUGAUAAGGACGAAGAAUCGGAACAGUUGGCUAAAGAAAAUUGGACUGAUAUGUCUGUGCCAACAGCUCAAAGUGAUCCACAAAUGGAGCCAGUGGAAAGAACUUAUGAGCAUACUAUGUCUUACACUGAAAAUGUCAAAGAACGAAGUCACGUUCACUCUGAUGUUCAAUCGAUUUCGGAAGUUGCAGAUACUAUCUCACUCUCCAAACAAAGUGAUGAUUCACAAUCACUGUCUGUUGUUGAUCAAUCUGUACAUAGUAACGAUCAGGAAUUAUCACAAGACAAUCAAGUUUAUGAUAACAACAACUCGUUGAUGCAUUCGGAUUGCGCUACAAUAUCCCCACCAUAUGUGACCCAAAAUUCAAAAUGGAGAGAAAGCAAAAUAACAACUAGGCGAUCAUCAGAUUCAAGCACAAAUUCUGAAGGUUCCGUGUGUUCCCGAAAAGCAGAAAUAAAAUCUCAUUUAAAUAGCCGUGAUUCACAUCCUGCUGCCAUGAUGGCUGAUAUCGAUCAGUACGCACCUGUCCCGGCAUAUACUUGUUCAGUUGAACCUUCAAUGCCUCUGAACCAGUACUCUAACUAUGCUCCAGACGCCUCACCAUUUUUAAAUCCAAUGAGCACCCUUCCAUUAUUCUCGGCAGGCGCUUGCGCUUCGUCGCAAUUACCUCUGCCUUCACCAGGUCGAGGCUUAUAUGCUUCUGGGUUAUCUUUUACGGCUGCGCCAUUGAUUCAGCCUUUGACUAAACCCCCAUUUCCUUUAUGUGCAGCAUUUACUACGUCAUCACAAAAUAUCGCAUUGACAACGGCGAUGAUUGCACCACCAACGCCAAAGCCUUUAGAUUCACCUCGCGAUGACAUUGAUGUUACUGGAAGCGAUAAGUUUUCGAUUCAUGUGGCUAGUCCUACAAUUAGCGUCGAUUCUUACAAUGAAGCUAGUAAUACUAGACCACCCACCAAAAUGUCGAACGAUAGUAAUGAGACAAUGUCUAGUCUUCACCCACAAGAAUCGAAGUCACCGCCUAAGACUGCCAAAGUUACAUCCAAAUUCUCAUCCAAGUCACCUGGAAAAAGUCCAGGUAUUUCGCCUAAACAAAGCGACGUUACCAAAGGAUCUAAACGAAACAAUAAUCGAAGUAAUAGAAGUCAAAGAGGUCGAGGUCGGUCAAAAAGCCGCGGCCAGUCUGUGCAUGCUUUUCCUGCCACAGAAUUUGCUGGAAAUUCUAUUCAAAGUAAAUUGGUUGGAACAGUUUACGAUUUUGAUGAAGAGUUGGCUAAUGAUGGUGUUGAUUUAAAAGCCCUUCGGGAGAGACGAAAGUCUAUUGACAUCAGAGAUAAUAGAAAAUCAGAACAUUCAUAUAAAGAUACAUCACAAUCACCGAAAGUUUUAAGUCCUCAACAGAGUAAAACUCCUGCACCAGAAGCUAAAGAGGUAGAACCUACUAUAGAUCUCGUAAAUUCGCCUGGUUCUCCUUCAAGUAAGAGUAAUUCUGAGUCUACUCCCGGAUUCUCCCAAGUCGAGCCAGUUUUACCUGGACCUGUGGAUAUGCGUACGUAUCAACAAGUCGAAGCUCCUGUGCCUCCAAUCAACGAUGGCAUGCACAGUCACCUUUUGGCGUUCGCUAGCGGCACCGCUGAACAGCCAUUGGUAGAAAUAGACGAAGAAGUUGAAAAACAAUUACACAGUGCCUUAAUGGCCAGCAAACCAAGACAAAGUACAUCAACCGAGGUAUCAGCUUCUGAAGUCGUUCAUGAACCAAUAAAAGAGCCACCCCAAUUGCCAAAAGUUUCAUUAAGCGACUCAAGAAAUCAAUUAAAGGUUAAAAUAAAAGGACCUUUCUUAGAUGCCAACUACUCUACAAGUUCGACACAACCAACAGCACCGCAGCCACCGGCGCCUGUUCAUGAUUCCAAUAUUAAUAUUCAUAGUAACACCGCUAGUGGAUCCGCUGCUUCUAUCAUGACCGGGUCUACAAAUUUGCGACGAAUGCGAAAGAAGGAAUUAUUGCGGCAAUAUUGGACACAAGAUAUGAAUAUGGAUGAUCCCGCUAAUGCGUCCAAUACAGGAAUUCCGCCGCCUCCAGCUGCACCACAGCCAAUACCUCGCGCUGUGAUUACUAUCCCUAAAGCAGUUGCAUCGAUGACUAGCAUACCUACAAGAGAAGAUUAUAAAAUAUCUGACACUCCUGUUGAAAAAAAGAAAAGAAAAGUUUCAGGUGUUAAUAGAGAGCUACGACACUUAGAAGUAACUAUGAAUGACGAUGUUGACACAUCAGAUGAUAUGAAAUUGUCAAACUAUACGAGUAAUACUAGCCAGAUGCAUAAGAGACGUGGUCGAGUUGCCAUAAAACAAGGUAAAUCUCGAGCCACAUCCCCGGUUGCACCUAAAUUGAAAAUAAAAAUCGGCUCUAACACUGUGCAGCAAGUAAACGACGAACCUACUGGUUUCCAAUUUCGUCCACCGAAAAAACGACUGACUUGCAGUAUACCUAAACCUAGUUUAGAAGAUUUGCGCCGUGAAAGUAUGAAGUAUCGACGCAUGGUGAUGGCAGACUUUGAGGAAAAUGAAAAAGAGAAAAAAUUGAAGCUGAAUAAGAGUGAGAAACGUAAGAAGAAGAAGGGGAAGAAGUUGGAAAAAGAAAAGCUGCAAGUGAUUAAUAGUGAAAACGAUAGUGCUACAAAACUAAUUAUAAAGAUAAAGCGCAAGAAAGACGAAGAGGAGAAGUCUGGGUCGGACGAGGCCGGCCCAAGUGCAGCCAUAGCGGUGUCGGAGCCUCCGGUGGAUCCCUUUGAAUACGACCCCACAGCGCCGGACCCUCUCGCGAUCGACCCCCCUUGCAGUUCGGUGAGCGGACCGGGGGUGCGUAAUGUGCGUACUGCGAAAGUGACGCCGAUUCGGUUAAAAUUGGCCCGCAGUUCGCAAGGUUCGGGGUACGUGAUGAAGGAGAGCGUCGAGGAGGGCUCGAGCACGGCGCCGGUGUCUCCGGAAGCGUCAGUGGCUAACACCGCUUCGGCCACUCUCUCAGUUCCCCUCAAUAAACACUGUGAAGUGAGAUGAUAUAAAAAAAAACGUACUCGCAAACAAAUUGCAAAUUAAACGUGCGACCAGGCGUCAAUCCCGUGUAUAUAAUGGACUGAAAUGUUCAGUUAUUUUUGUGUAAUAGUUGUAAACAUAACGUAAUUCAUUUUAAUCGUGUAGUUUUCUUCAAUAUUUAUUUAUUUGUAUAAAUGGAAAGCUCAAUGAACUAGCUUAAAGAUAUUGUAAUCUAAGAUAAAUUAUACUACUAAUGUGCAUUAAGCAAUGUACAUGCAAACUAUAUAAUGUGAAUUAAAUAUUAUCUUUUUGUUUAUGUCAAAUAUGUAUAAAUUUUACUUUGUGCCUCAUAUUAACGAAUCUCAUUAUAUUCGAUCACGAUAUUGAUUUAAGUUCUACCUGUUCUAGUGUACUGAAUACAUAAAAUCCCACUUAUAUUUUCAAAUAACAUCUUUAUACAAAACUUUAUGAUUUACAAAGUAUUUGCUGCCUAAAAGGGAUUAUAUAUGAGUUGGAUAUUUUUCAGAGUCGCUUCGAUGUCUUUCUAUUUUUUUUUACAUUAAUCAUACAUUAAUUAUAUUUUUCCAGUGUUCAUAUAUGCAUUAACAUUGUUAUAGUUAUCAUUUAUAACGUUAGUUAGUUUUUAAAACAGAAUAUCAAUUACAAAUCGUUAAUAAUUAACAAUCGGUUAUUCAAAUUUUGCACGGUUAUUUUCAAACGUUUUCCAUUAUCCCUUUAUUUUAUAAUAAAUCCUGGAAGUCGGCUCGAUGCUCGUUUAUACAUUUAUAUUGGUUUUGCACAAAUUUGACACAUGGAUAGCUGUAGUAUUUCGCGGAUACAUGCUUCAAUAAAUUUGUAACAAUAUUAAGACACAAGCUUCUUGAACAAGUCGAUACUAAAUUAUUUCACAGCACCAGAUCAUUUACACCUUCAGCCACAGAAUUGCAAAUUAAAUAAAAAAAUGAUUUCUUUUCAAUGAUGUAUUCAUUCUGUAAAUUAAUACGUUUGUUUAAGAAAGUUUAUUUAAUGAUAUCUUUUUGUUCAUAACUGUGAUAAAUAUUGGUUUGAUUUGUAGAAAAAAAUUAAUUCUUAUUUUUUUGUUUUCAAUCUCUAUAUCAACACGUUUAUCAAAGAACGAUAGUUUAGUUUACGUAAUUACGAUAUCGUUUUUUGUUAAAUACUGUGAUAAAUAUUACUUUUAUAAAAAUAUAUCGACUAAAUAUAUGUUGUAUAUUAUAUCUAUUACUUAUAUUCACAACUUUGUUUACUAAUCUUACUACAAUAUCUUUAGGAUUGAUCCUUAACAGUUUUCUUAUCCGUUUCUAGUAUUAUUUGCCCGUAUAAGUACUAAAGCUGGCCGUUGUAUACUAAAAUAAUUUCUAUACAAGUACAUCUCAUAUUAAUUCCUAAAAUCUUGACUCCGUUUUCACCAAAGACGCUAAAUUUAGGCAAUGAAAUAGGGCAUUAUAUAAAAAUUACUUUAUUCACUUUUUCAAAUUAAAUAAACUUUUUUUUUGCUUUAGUCAAAGUCAACUACCGUGAUUUUUUCAAUUCGUUGAAUUCAUACCAACAAUAUGUAUUUAUAUGAUCUUUUGUAUAAAGCGCGAUACAUUUAAUCAACUUCAUUUAAAAUUGUACAUACGUUAUUUAUAUUAAAACAAUAUAAAUCAGUAGACAAAAUAACGCUUUGUGUAAAAAAAAAAUCAAAUUGGUAUCUGUCAUCCGCCAAAGGCACAUGCAAGUAUUGUGGUGCAAAUGUAUAUAAUAAAUUGUACAUAGGUCUUUUAUUCUUCAUUAGCAUAUCACCGCAACAAAAAAAUAAUUGUUAACGUAAGCGUAACUUGUCAUUGUAUAUAAAUGUAUUAUAGUGGAGUGAAUCAUAAAUUUGAUGAUAGCGAGGAUAUGUUCUAAACGUGUUGUGUGCAAUAUUUGGCAAUACUCAUCAUAUAGUCAAGGUUAGGGAGACCUAGAUGGGAUAUGUUAGUUUAAGCGAUUGUUAAAGAUAGGUUAAUUCGUAAAAUAAUUGUUCUAUUGUGAAUAUAUGCAAAGAACAAACCAACUUGUGACGUGAAAAUACGACAAACAUUUGUCAAGAUUUGUGCAUCCGAAACUCGAUAUGACAAACACUUAACAAUUAUUCAAACCACAAUACAAAUAGUCUACAACAAACUCGGAAAUACCAAGAAUAUUCGAUAUAUAAGAUAUGUAACAUUUAAAAAUGUUCAUUGAUUCGUACAGACAUUUAAAGAUUUGCCACAUUAAUGUAAGAAAGUUUUAAAAUUCCAUAAAUAUAAUCAUAAAUAGAUCAGACUUUAUAUAACUCGUAUCUUGUCAUUAUAUGGCCUAAGUGUAUCUAAGAAGAAUUUUAUUUAAGAGCUUUUUAGAAGUCUUAUUGCUGAUGUAAGUCCGCGCUGUACAUUCUAUCCGAGGAUUUUGAUAUUUUUAUAGUCAUCUAAAUUUGUCUUUAAUUAAUUUUUUAUAUUUAUCUAAAUUUAUCUUCGAGGAAAUAUAUUUUUAAACUAUUUAUUUUUGUCUUACAAUCAUGAGUUUAAAUUAACAUGACGAUCUUCACCUGUUUCUGUAUCUUUGUUUAGAAAUAUAAUCAUUCUGUAUAUCAAUAAUCAAAUCUAUGUACAUAUUAAUGAACUUAUUAUAAGGAACUAAAUGUUAAAAAAAAACUAUUAAUUAAACAGUUAAAUAUACAUUUACAAUAAUGAGUAGAUUAUUAUGAGCUAUUGUUGUAAACUCUAUUUCAAUUAUAAGGCAAUAGCAUAGAUGUAAUCAAAAUCAACUUUUAUCUUAUAUUUAUAAUUAUUGUAUACAGAUUAAAUAAAAUAAGUGACUAUCAACCGUAUUUCGGUUGGAAGAAUAUUUCAAUCCUGGAUUUAAACAUGUUGCAUUUAAAAGUUAUCGUAAUUAUCCUAAUUUUUCUGACUUUGCGCCUAAUCACCCUUUGGUCACAAGCUAACUUAAUGCACAAAAAUGUUAAUUAAAAUAUGAAUCCUAAUCAUUAUUUGCAUUUUGUCUGGUAAGUUUGUAGACCGUGAUACAAUCCCUUUUCCGAUACACUAAUACAGUAUCUUUAAAAAAAUCCUACAGGUUUCCUUAAAAAAAAUUGAAAAUAGCAGUUUUAUGAAAACUUAAUGGUACCAUUAUAAACCCAAGACCUAUUUACAACUUGACCUAUUUCAAGCUUAUAAAUGAACUCGUCACUUUUAACGUGCAUAUUAGAAUCGCGGUGAUAAAGUCAACGACAUUUGUUAAUAGUAUUCAACGUAAGAUUAUUAAGACAUCCUUCACAAUAUUACUAAUUAAAAAAAUUAGUCGUGCCAUUCGGCCCAAUCCUCGGUAGAUAGGGUGCGUGAUUACAUUUUAUUGUAGAUUUAAACAGUCGCAAUAUCAAUUGUUUACACUUUUUAAAACCUUAAAGUUUCAAAUCCAACCAGACAUGUACAUAGCAAAAACAUAAAAAAAAUGAAUGUUUAGUAAUUUUACCGGUCUGAUGUUUUAUUCUCCGUAGGGUCAACUACAGUAGGACCAACUCAAUGUUAGGGAUAGAGUCCAUUACAUCAUUUAAUAUUAUAAGAAAUCCGCACUUAUUAAGGGCAAUGAAUUUCGUUACCAUAAAUAUAAAAAUGGAUUGUAAAUAAACUGACCUUAGAAUUAUGUAAUUUGUAUUCUAUUGUAUAUACAAUAAAUUAUUUUUUAAAAGAUAACAAUUUAUUUUGAUAUUAAUGUUGAGCUUUGCGCUGUCGCUUUUUUUAAUUAAACAUUGUCAAUUGGAAACAUUGAAUAACUUUUAGGUAAUUCAUAUAAUUUCAUUUAAAUCGUCCGGAGCUUCAAAUAUCAUGUGUUUAUUUAUAUACUUUGGCAUUUAUUUUUUGAGAAGAAGCUAAAACACGAUUUCUAUUUACAUAAUUAAUUUUUGUCGUUCAGAUUUCGAGUGAUGUUCCCAGUGUAAAUAAAAAUGGCGAUCCUUUAAUGUUUAGAUUUAAAAUUUCACUUUGAACCAUUUAACAGUAGUUCUUCGGUGUGCAAUGUGUCUAUGUCCCCGAUAAUCAUGAUAUUUAAAUAUAAAUAAUAAACCCCGAAAUAGAGCUUGAUGGUAAACUGUGUGUUUUGAAUAUUUUAUAAAAUAAAUAAUAGAAAAACAUGUAACCAUUUUCAAAUAAGUAGAUUUAGAUGAUGCAUGUCAUAAUUCUGUUAAAGUCAAUAUUUAGUAAUAUAUGUACUUUGUAAAUAAUCUCUUCUUUAAACGGAUGUCACUCGGAAUCAAGCUGUAGGCCGAAAGUUUGUCAUAUAAUUGACGAUAUUAUAUUAACUUGUCUUAUUAAUAACGUAUAUUAUUGAUGGAAAAUAAUUACUUGGUACAAGCGUGUAUUUUAUUAUCUCUUACAUAUUAUGUGUCUUUUUAUGAACAAUAUUAUUAUUAAAUAUAUAAAAUAAGUAAUUUUAACGUGGAUAAAUGUUACAAUGUCGGUAGGACUCUUCAUGUUUAACAAAGCGAAUCUUGUAGUAGUUAGCAGCAAAAUGCUGGCGGAUCAUCGAUAUGUAAGUUUAAAUAAUUAUAUAUUAAAUAAUUUUAUUAUAUGUCAUUGUGCAGCGAUAAAAAUGAUUUCAUAUGCCAUUCCUAAUAAUAUUGUUUGUAAAAAAUUUCAAGGUUAAAUUAAGUUCCUAUCUAUUGAAAUGAAAUUGUUUGUGUUGCCAAAAGUUGCAAAUUAUAAAACAUCAAUGGAAUUUAAUCUACUCGAACAAAAUCGAACAAGACGUAUAAUGACUACUAUAUUUCUUUUUGUUAAAAGCAAAUGUAUUGUACAUAACAAAACUUACAUAUUUUUUCAAAUUAUUGUACAGUACAUACCUAAUUUUAACUAAAUCGUUUUACGAAUCGUCUUCCGGCAAAAUCUAUCAUUUUGGAGCAAUAUUUCGUUGAGGUUUGAGUAGACUACUACUCUGUUUCAUUGGUAUUUCAUAAAUUAUUUUAAGUUACGCACAAAAGAGAAAUUAUUUUCAAAUUAAAUAUGGAUGUCGUUUAUUACCUUGCUACUGUGAUUUGUUUUAAUUUAAGAAUUUUGUAAAUCAUAGUUUGAAAUUAGUUUUGACGACCGUACUACGGAGGGUUAAGAGUUAAAAUAAGUAAUUUUCAGCGAUAUAUUGAUGUAUUGUUAUGAAGUGACAUAGAAUAAUCACAAUGUAUUUCGAAUAAAUUCAAUGAUGUCGUUCUAUGUGUUUAUCGUCACCCUUCCUAUGCAAUGGAAAUAAUAUCGUAAUGAGAGUAGAAAAGUAAUCUUUUAUGUUAUUUAAUAUUAAAUUUUUGUACGUUAUUGAAUUAUGAUUUUUUAU